Molecule: messenger RNA, 2136 nt
Organism: Hippopotamus amphibius kiboko
Lineage: Eukaryota; Metazoa; Chordata; Mammalia; Artiodactyla; Hippopotamidae
Gene: ADORA2A
Product: adenosine A2a receptor
Exons: 2
Coding region: 115-1359 (414 amino acids)
Biological process (GO): adenylate cyclase-activating G protein-coupled receptor signaling pathway; G protein-coupled adenosine receptor signaling pathway
Cellular component (GO): membrane
Molecular function (GO): G protein-coupled adenosine receptor activity
Source: RefSeq, a predicted model, not a curated record
ACGCGCCUGGCUCCUGGGAAGGGGCUCAGGGCCUGGGCAGGGCCGGCUGUGCUGCAGCUAUGGACCGUGAGCUGGCCUGGCCUGCCUCCUCGCCGGCCCCGCCUGUCUGCAGCGAUGUCCACCGUGAGCUCCUUGGUCUACAUCAUGGUGGAGCUGGCCAUCGCCGUGCUGGCCAUCCUGGGCAACGUGCUGGUGUGCUGGGCUGUGUGGCUGAACAGCAACCUGCAGAACGUCACCAACUACUUUGUGGUGUCCCUGGCGGCGGCCGACAUCGCCGUGGGGGUCCUCGCCAUCCCCUUUGCCAUCACCAUCAGCAUCGGGUUCUGUGCCGCCUGCCACAGCUGCCUCUUCUUCGCCUGCUUCGUCCUGGUCCUCACGCAGAGCUCCAUCUUCAGCCUCCUGGCCAUCGCCAUUGACCGCUACAUCGCCAUCCGCAUACCACUCCGGUACAACGGCUUGGUGACAGGCUCGAGGGCCAAGGGCAUCAUUGCCGUGUGCUGGGUGCUCUCGUUUGCCAUCGGCCUGACUCCCAUGCUGGGCUGGAACAGCUGCCGUCAGCAGGAGGGCAGAAACCACUCGCAGAACUGCGGGGAGGGCCAGGAGGGCCAGGUGCCCUGCCUCUUCGAGGACGUGGUCCCCAUGAACUACAUGGUGUACUACAACUUCUUUGCCUGCGUCCUGGUGCCCCUGCUGCUCAUGCUGGGCGUCUACCUGCGGAUCUUCCUGGCGGCCCGGCGACAGCUAAAGCAGAUGGAGAGCCAGCCCCUGCCGGGGGAGCGGGCUCGGUCCACGCUGCAGAAGGAGGUCCACGCGGCCAAGUCCCUGGCCAUCAUCGUGGGGCUCUUCGCCCUCUGCUGGCUGCCCCUGCACAUCAUCAACUGCAUCACCUUCUUCUGCCCGCAGUGCAAACACGCCCCGCCCUGGCUCAUGUACCUGACCAUCAUCCUCUCCCACACCAACUCCGUGGUGAAUCCCUUCAUCUACGCCUACCGCAUCCGCGAGUUCCGCCAGACCUUCCGCAAGAUCAUCCGCAGCCACGUCCUGAGGCAGCGGGAGCCCCUCAAGGCGGCGGGCGCCAGUGCCCGGGCCCUGGCCACUCCCGGCAGUGACACGGAGCAGGUCAGCGUCCGCCUCAACGGCCACCCUCCCGGGCUGUGGGCCAACGGCAGCGCCCCCCAGGCUGAGCGGCGGCCCAAUGGCUACACCCUGGGGCUGGUGAGUGGAGGCAGUGCCCGUGAGUGCCACAGGGACACAGGCCUCCCAGAUGUGGAGCUCCUCGGCCAGGAGCUCCAGGGGGAGCGCCCAGGGUCCCUGGGCCUCGAGAGCCCCCAAGCCCAGGGUGGAGCGGGAGUGUCCUGAUGACCCUGAGUCUGCCCCUUCCUAAGGGAAGGGAAUCUUUCUCUUCCUGGCUGGUGGAACCGGUCAUGUCGAGAGAAGCGUGCAUGUGCUGGAGACCCUUCUCGUGGCCGGUUCCCACUUGGGACUGAGGAGGAAGCCCCGGCUGGAGCAGCAUGAGGCCCAGCAGGAAGGGUCUGGGGUCCGAGGACGCGGACGUCUCACGCUGGGAGGCCCUGCACCAGGCCAGGGCCCCAGCGCCAGAGCAUCUUGGCUGGCCAGGGCCAGUCCCCGACUCCAGAGGCACCCAGACGUGCCACCUUGUCCCCGCAGAGCAGCUGUGACAGAGCAGCAGGUUGGCUGGCCUGAGGCUGGAGAGUGGCUCCAAGAGGCCACCUGCCACCCACACACCACCCUCCCUAGACUUCCCAAGGGUUUAGGAGCUGUUGUGCUCAGAGGUGGCAUCUUUUCCAGGAGAAAAUGUAAGCGUGAGGAAACCCUUUUUAUUUUCUCUUCCCUCCCUGGCUGCUGGCUCUGGAGUUGGCCCAGGGAGUCCCAGCAGCCCUCUCCCGCUGCCGUGAGCGGCCACGCACACCUCCUUUGAGGACGGCGAGGUGUAACAGAGCUGUGCCAGCGCAUGGGCACGGGGAGGAUGCUGGGCCGGCCAGCAUGGCUGAGCCUCGGAAGCGCAGCGCUGCCCAGGUAGAGGCCCCAUCUAACUGCCUUUCCUUCUGAAGGGAAUUUUUUUUUUUUUUUUCUGAGAUAAAAUAAAAAUGAGCCACGUUGUGUUUUGAGCUUGUC